Effrenium voratum is the source of this 735-nucleotide messenger RNA. Lineage: Eukaryota; Dinophyceae; Suessiales; Symbiodiniaceae. The record is from the annotation of a GenBank genome assembly.
AUGGGCUCCUCCGUGGCUGUGCAGGCGGCCGCGGCCGCGGAGGCGGCCAACCGCAGCGCUGCGGAGCUGGGCUUGGAGGACAGCCUGGUGUUGGCGGCUGCCAGCGCAGCCGUUCUCUCUGGGGCGCCAGAGGCGCAAAGCGCCGAGCUGGCCCAGCUGGCGGAAAAGGCCGCAGAGGCGCAGGGCUUCGGCCCCUUGGGCCAGGCAGAGGCGGCCGCCUGGGCUGCGGCCACCGGGGCAGGUGGAGGCGCCGUGGCCGCAGCGGAGGCUUCGGAGGCGGUGCGACCCCAUGAAGAGGAGCUGCCGGAGGUGCAGACAGCUGCUGCGAGUGUUGCCAUGGAGGGUGCCUGGGAGCGUCCCAAGAACAACUUCGGAGAACUCAUGGAGUCGCAGCAGGUCUUUGGCCACGAGAUGUCAUUGCAUCUGGGCAGAAGCGACCCCAGGAUGCACGAAACUGAAGGUGAGGACAGAUUGAGCCUGCCCUUUUGGCUUCCGAUCCUGGCGGCCUUUUUUUGCUGUCUGGGAAUGGUGGCUUGGCUGGCCAGUUGCAGGACACAGAAAGUAAAGAAGAGCCUGCGCACUGCAUCGGUGGAUGCCAACCCAGAGGAAGAGACCUUGUUACCGAGCUGCAAAGCAGGUGGCUGCAAAGACUUCGACAGGAGCCAAGAGGCAGAAGAGCCGCCCACCGCUGAGCUGCCGGUGGUUGAGCGGCUCGGCGGGAAGCUGGAAAGUUGA